Salvia splendens (bonfire salvia) is the source of this 749-nucleotide messenger RNA. Its product is annotated as NHP2-like protein 1. Lineage: Eukaryota; Viridiplantae; Streptophyta; Magnoliopsida; Lamiales; Lamiaceae. Gene Ontology annotation, molecular function: RNA binding. The coding region runs from base 126 to 512 and encodes 128 amino acids. The transcript is spliced from 5 exons. Gene Ontology annotation, cellular component: nucleolus; ribonucleoprotein complex. The record is from RefSeq and is a predicted model, not a curated record. Gene Ontology annotation, biological process: ribosome biogenesis.
CUUCUUAUACCCUUGCCCUAAACCCUAAUUCAAAUCAGCGCACUCUCAAAAUCCUACUAUAAAUCUUUUCUGUUGAAUCCUUUUCGCUCCCAAUCGGUGCCGUUUGAGAGCUAUCCACCAUCAUCAUGACUGCUGAAGCUGUGAAUCCGAAAGCAUACCCGUUGGCGGAUAGCCAGCUCUCCAUGACAAUUCUCGAUUUGGUUCAGCAAGCUGCAAAUUACAAGCAGCUCAAAAAGGGUGCUAACGAAGCAACAAAGACUCUGAACAGAGGUAUUUCUGAGUUUGUUGUGAUGGCUGCUGAUACCGAGCCCCUUGAGAUUCUUCUUCAUCUUCCACUUCUCGCCGAAGAUAAGAAUGUGCCGUAUGUGUUUGUUCCAUCCAAGCAAGCUCUUGGUCGGGCAUGUGGAGUCACCAGACCAGUGAUUGCCUGUUCUGUGACAAGCAAUGAGGGAAGUCAGUUGAAAUCUCAAAUCCAGCAACUGAAGGAUGCCAUCGAGAAGCUCCUGAUCUGAUUGUGUAAAGCCUUUUUCCAGCAUGAUGGGCCUCUGGAGCAACUCUGUGGCUUUGACUGAGUGAGUUCGGGAUCGUCUCACUGUCGUUUUGCGUAUGUCUUGGAACUGUCUGUAACCAUAUUUAUACUUAGUUGUGUACUGUUGGCACAUGAGACUGAUCAGAGCUUUUUUUUGGUUUACUUGUUAUGAGGAUUGCCUUUUGAUACUGAGUGAAAUUUUUGCCUUGUGGAUUCCAUA